GUCUCCUGCUGUGACGGUCCACAAAGCAGACAGUGAUCCUGAAGAUGAAGAAGAAGAGGAAGAUAAGGAAAAGGGAGGCUUCUUCUCUGGCAUCCAUAGAAAAUCCCACAAAACAACAGACGAGACACCGGCGCAGGACAGUCUGAGCGUUCACAGCGAUCUGUCGGCCAGCAGCGACAGUCUGUCUGAAAACAGCAACAAGGAAAAAGGAGGAAUAUUCAGCGGGAUGUUCAAGAAGUCUCCCAAACAAACUGACGAGGACCGACAGUCUUUACAUGACGAUCUGUCGGGCAGUAGUGACAAUCUGUCUGAAAAAUCAAAGGAAAAAGGAGGGUUUUUCAGCGGGAUGCUGCGAAAGUCUCCCAAGGUUUCUAGAGAGGGAACACCUGGACAGGGUUCAGAGACGUUACACAGUGAGCUCUCCGCCAGCUCUGACAGCCUGUCGGAGAACAAGGAGAAAGGUGGUUUGUUCAGUGGACUCCUCAGAAAGACCCCCAAAACACCCGGAGAGGAGAAUCUAUCGGCACAGAAAGAUCUAUCGGCACAGAAAAGAUCUAUCGGCACAGAAAGAUCUAUCGGCACAGAAAGAUCUAUCGGCACAGAAAGAUCUAUCGGCACAGAAAGAUCUAUCGGCACAGAAAGAUCUAUCGGCGAGCAACGACAGUCUGUCUGAAGCGACCAACACUAAGGUGAAAGGAGGUUUCAGUGGAUUGUUCAAGAGGUCGUCCACACUUGAAGACAGUGCUGCUGCAGAGGAGGUAACAGAGUCAGACGAUGAACUCACAGGCAGCAGUGAAGCUCUCAACACUAAGGAAAAAGGAGGAAUAUUUAGUGGAAUAUUCAAGAAAACUCCUAAAUCUGCAGAAGCUGCUCAACCUGAGGAGGACGAGUCUCCUGACAGCGAUCUCUCCGCCAGCACUGAGAAUUUAUCUGGGAACAAACAGGAGAAAGGUGGAAAGUUGUUCGGCGUUCUCCUUAAAAAGACUCCCAAAGCGUCCGGAGUGAAGGCAGAGACUCUGGGAGGAGAGGCUGAGAAAGAGCUGUCAGCGAGCAAUGAUGACCUGUCUGAGAAUAACACACCUAAGGAGAAAAAUAUUUUCAGCAACAUGUUUAAGAAGCCACAGAAACCUGCAGAGGGCGCUGCAGCAGACAAGGACGAGUUGCUCGACAGCGAUCUCUCCGCCAGCACUGAGAAUUUAUCUGGGAACAAACAGGAGAAAGGUGGAAAGUUGUUCGGCGUUCUCCUUAAAAAGACUCCCAAAGCGUCCGGAGUGAAGGCAGAGACUCUGGAAGGAGAGGCUGAGAAAGAGCUGUCAGCGAGCAAUGAUGACCUGUCUGAGAAUAACACACCUAAGGACAAAAAUAUUUUUAGCAACAUGUUUAAAAAGCCGCAGAAACCUGCAGAGGGCGCUGCAGCAGACAAGGAGCUGGAGGUGAACACAGAAAAACUGUUAUCUGGUAACUGUGAGAAUCUGGAGGACACCCCCGCCCCAAAGGAGAAAAAAGGAGGCCUGGCUGGCAUCUUCAAAAGAUCAGGGAGCAUCGACAACCUGUUUGACGAGGAGAAAGGCGGGCUGUUCGGUGGUCUUCUUAAGAAAACCCCCAAAGCGUCUGGAGACGGGGCGACAGCAGAGGACAAGGACGACCAGAAGGAGCUGUCCGCGAGUAAUGACAGUCUGUUUGAAAACAACAACACAAAGGAGAAAACUAUUUUCAGUGGCAUGUUUAAAAAGACUCCUAAACCAUCAGAGGGGACGACAACAGACGAGGAAUUAAACGAGGAUACGAAGUUAUCGGACAGUUGUGAAAAUCUCUUAGAAGCAAACAAAGCAAAGGAGAAGACAGGAGGACUGGCAGGGAUCUUCAAGAAGCCUCCAAAACUGUCUCCACGCGUAGUCGCUGAGAAGGACCCUCUCAAAGACACAAGCGAUCUUUACGGCAGCUGCGACAGCCUGCCAGGAUACGGAGAGGACGAUCUUUCAGCACUCGGUGAAUUGUCCAACAGUAACGAUAAUCUUAUUGAAACCACAAAGGAGAAAAAAGGAGGGUUCGCUGGAAUAUUCAGGAGGACGCCCAAAACAAUUGAACAACAGGACAGUGAGGACUUGGAGGCACCGACAGGAGGCAUCGGGCUGAGGCGCAGGAAAACCAUCAAGAAGAAAAAAAGAGUUGUCUCAUUCAGAGUCAAGACAACUCGUCCCAAAAUGUCAAAGUUGAAUUUACAGGGUUCAGACAAGAUGGCUGAUAUUCAGGAAGUUGUUGAGAUGCAGGAUCUGAACCCAGCACAGGACAGCACUGUGGACGUGCAGAAUGUGGAGAUGGCAGCUUAUCCCACUGGAGAAAACCCUCUGGGAACUGAGCUGGAAAGUGAUGAAUUGACGCAAUGGUGGAACACAGUAAAAGGUUGGGCAGAGUGGAACGAGAACUCUAACUUACAGGAGGAAGAUGAGGAAAUGAUGAUGGAGCAGGCGGCAGAUCGAGUCUACAUGGCCGCCCGUCUGUUCGUGCGUCUUUUCAACAAGCGAGGGGCGUCCUUACAGCAUCGAAUCCUGGAGCUGAUGGCUCUGGCCGACGCUGCGGAUGAAUUCCACAAGAAGACGGUGCAGGCUGCGGUGGGGGGGGGCGUGGCCAGUGUGGCGGGCAGCAUCGCAACAAUCACUGGCCUCAUCCUGGCUCCUUUCACUAUGGGCGCCUCUAUUAUCGUGACGGCGGUGGGGAUCGCCGUGGCGACGGCCGGCAGCAUCACCUCGGCAACAGCCAACAUCACGGACACAGUUCACUCCAACAUGGACCGGAAGAAUCUGGAGAAAAUGAUCCAGGGAUACCAGGAGGAGAUAAAGGACAUCAGGGAGUGCAUGGAGUUCGUGCAGGCCGGUAUGGCCACCCUGCAGGAGUGGGACUUUGAGAAAUACUCCCAGAGCGCUGCGAAGAAGGCGAUGAACCACAACCUGAAGCACGUGAUGAAGGAGGGCGGCCGCGCAGGGAAGGCCCUGAUGAUCAACACGGAUAAACUCAUCAGCACCGUGCAGGUUCUGGGAGUGGCAGGCGGAGCCGCUAAAGCUGCGCAGGCCAUCAGCGUCACCACGGGCGUCAUGUCGGGUCUCUUCCUCGCUCUGGACGUCUUCUUCCUCGCCAAAGACUCUCACGAGCUCCGCAAGGGCGCCAAAACUAAAUUUGCCACCAAAAUCAGGGACGUGUGCAAAGAACUACAAGAUGGCCUCCUGGAUCUGAACAAGGUGAAGACGCAGCUGCAGAAAACCAUGGACGGCAUCGAGGUGGAGGAGUUCGAGGAGAUCGUGGAGGUGGAGGAAGAGGUGGACGACGAUUUAGAGUCUGAUCCCAAGAAGCUGGCGGAGCUGGAGCAGGAGCUGGACCUCAUGGAGGAGAAAAUGGACAAGAAGGUGGAGGAGCAGAAGAAGAUUAAAGAGGUGGAGAAGGCAAGUGUGAACAAGGAGAAAAAGGAGGAGAAGAGUGUGAACGCAAAAGGAGAGGGACUUAAGAACAAAGAGGAAAUAGAGGAGGAAAUGAGAAAAAGGGAUGCCAUGACGGAGAAGGAGAGUACGAAGGGAAAAGGUGACGGAGAAAGCAAGAUGGAGAAGAUGUCUGCGGAGGCAAAAGAGCAGAAACUGGAGAGCGUCAAAGCGACUAAAGAGGAGGUUUUGAAAGAACAAUCACAGAAAGGAAAGAAGAAAGACAAAGAAGUGGAGAACCGAAUCACAGCCGGUAAAGAAAAGCACGAGAGCAAGCGAGAUCAGACCAAAGAGGACAAAAGUGCGAAUAAAAAGACGGAGGAGAAAAAUAAAGCUGGGAAAGAACAAGAGGAGAUGAAGGGCAGAUCAGGUGAUUCAAAAUACUCUGAGAGGGUAAACCCAGAGAGAGAGAGUAAAAGGAGCAGCAGAGAGACGGGGGAGAGUGGGAGGAGCGACAAAGAUCGAUCCCACAAGAGCGAGAGAGGAAGCAAACACGAAACUUUAGACAUCGAUAAGGAGAGGAAACAGAGCGAGAGGUCGGAGAGCUGGAGGAGGAGGGGGGAGGAGGAGAGAGGAGGGAAGGACUGGAGGGCUGAGGCGGCAAAAGGGAGAGAAGGAGGGGAGUCUGAGAGAGGGACGAGAAGGGAGGAACAUGGAAACGUGAGGAAGGAGUCGCAUAGAAGUCAGGAAGGGGCGUCGAGGACGGAGGGAGGGGGCAGCAGGGAGGAGAGGAGAGGAGGGAAGGAGACUCCUCACGAUGAGGAACGAGUGAAGAGGUUUGAGAGAGCAGGAGGUGAGGAGGGGGGGGAGGGAACGAGGAGAGGAAGUGAGAAAGGAAGUGAGAGAGCGAGUGAGAGAGCGAGAGGGCACAGAGGGUCCAGACCUCAAUCCAAAGCGAUGCUGGAGGACGGGCUCAAUAUCUAA
Messenger RNA from Gymnodraco acuticeps, 4394 nucleotides. RefSeq lists its product as uncharacterized. The record is from RefSeq and is a predicted model, not a curated record. Gene Ontology annotation, biological process: lipoprotein metabolic process; lipid transport. Gene Ontology annotation, cellular component: extracellular region; membrane. Gene Ontology annotation, molecular function: lipid binding. The transcript has 39 exons. NCBI's taxonomy places the organism in Eukaryota, Metazoa, Chordata, Actinopteri, Perciformes, Bathydraconidae. Bases 276 to 4394 code for a protein of 1372 amino acids.